Molecule: messenger RNA, 5908 nt
Organism: Danaus plexippus (monarch butterfly)
Lineage: Eukaryota; Metazoa; Arthropoda; Insecta; Lepidoptera; Nymphalidae
Gene: Efa6
Product: PH and SEC7 domain-containing protein
Exons: 20
Coding region: 209-3019 (936 amino acids)
Biological process (GO): regulation of ARF protein signal transduction
Molecular function (GO): protein binding; phospholipid binding; guanyl-nucleotide exchange factor activity
Source: RefSeq, a predicted model, not a curated record
CUAUUAUAAAUUAUAUUUGUCAUCUGUGCUUGUCUGUUUCUGGUUUCAUCGUUUUGCUGGGUGCGUUUGCUAUCAUACGUUGUAAUUAUGAAUAUUUUCAUUGGUUUUAUUGAGUAAUAUUCGUCACGUUCGUCCUUUAUGAGAAAUUGUAAAGUGGUAGAAGUGAAAUCCUUCCCAGGAUAUUGACCAAUGCUGCUGUGUACUGAAUAUGGCUGACGAAAGGCUAGUGGUCCUGAAUCGUUGUGACAACUUGGGUUUUGGAUUUUCUUUACUCGGCGAAGCCGGUUUGCCUCAUAUUAUUUACGAAAUCGAAGAAAAUUCUCCAGCUGCUAAGAGUGGUGAGGUUGAGGUUGGUGAUGUAUUGCUCAAGGUCAAUGGAACUGAUGUCAACAGGUUCAGCACACGCGAAGUCUUAAAAUGCUUACGACUGUCGGCGGAUCCUGUGACUCUUCGUCUCAAAAAAGAUCCUCAGAUCAAAGCGAACGUGCGACGCUAUCUCUCAUCCGGCGAGAGACGUUCUAGCGGGCCGCGUAUCAAACAAGAUAAAUGUGGAUCGCCUCCGUCUAGUAAUUCGAACAGCUCGUCUAGUUCGUCGAACGGUCUAGCUCGGUCUGGCGAGAGCUGCGAGGCGCUGAUCGAAGACCGGUCUGACAGACCGAGACUCACCCAGCCGAAGUUCGAGGCCUACAUGAUGACCGGCGACCUGAUGCUGAACCUCUCCAGGGUUGAACACCCACAUCAUAAUCACCACGCGCCCACACACCGCACACACUAUCAUAGAUAUAAUUCAACCCCAGCCUCCCCUAGUGAAAACCGUCUAGCUGCUCGUGUGGAACUAACACAGAGGCACAACUCAUCACCUAACACCGGCCUAUCGGAUCAUGCGAGUAAAAUGUUCAACUCCCAGCCGGCAUCUCCAGCUGGUGGUAAUACCUCAUCAGCUGAGUCCGCUACAAGGACCCAGCACAUCGUCAGAACAUCCAGAUCCGAAGAUCACUUACAGUUUCAGAAGGAAUCGUCUUUGAGCGCGGUAGCUGUUGAUAUGGAAGAGGAUGUGACGUCAUCGCUCAAUACACUAUUGGACGCUCGGCCGGAUUCCGCCACGCCAGGACCUCGCUCGGAUUCCGACGAAAGAGACAGGAUUGUAUGGACGUACAAUGCCCCGGUGUCGCAAUGUAACGGGUCGGCCGCGACAUCAAAUUCUACCUCCAUAUCAGAUGGGAUGUCACAACGGUCUUCAUCCCCGUUGUCGCCAACAUCAGCGUCGUGGUCGGCGCUGUCACCACCUCACCGCGCACCCCCCCUACCACGAGCACCACUCAAUGGCGACAUGAGUUUAUCGGAGGCUGUCUCAAACAUAUCGAGCCCCGAUUUCCAAGACCAGGACGACAUGUUCGAAACGGGUCGGGAGUGUCCGAGAAUGGAACUGUCCGACCCGUCGGACUCGGACUCCACGAUACUGGUGUCUGAGCCGUGUCACAAGAGAGCCAAGUCGAACUCCACGUACUCCACGGAACACGGGAGUGACGUCACCCUCAACGGCGACCACAGCAAGGAGUACAGAAUAGUCAUACAGGUCAAAGGUCCGGACAAACAGAACAACUCCAACGACAACGUCAACAAUAAUAAUAACACGAAUUACGCACAAAAUGGCAAAGAGAACGGGCACAGCUCGCCCGAAAAUCAAGGUUAUCAGGAGCUGUGCAGUGGUUCGGACGCUUGUUCUGAUGACGGGUCAGACGGUGAUUCGCUCCACUCAUUCCACUACAGUCCGAAGGCAGUGGACAUACCUUCAGCUGAGAGGCUUGCGAAACGACUAUACAAUCUAGACGGUUUCAAGAAAUCCGAUGUUUCUAGACAUUUAAGUAAAAACAAUGAUUUCUCCCGCGCCGUGGCGGAGGAAUACGUGAAACAUUUCGAGUUCGCCAACACUACUUUAGACGAAGCGCUACGAGCGUUCCUCGCGCGGUUCGCUCUCAGUGGAGAAACUCAAGAAAGAGAACGAGUCUUAGUUCAUUUCUCACGACGGUAUUUAGAGUGUAACCCGGGAGCGUUCAAUUCACAAGAUGCCGUUCACACGCUCACCUGCGCGAUAAUGUUACUUAACACAGAUCUCCACGGCUGCGGAGGGACGUUCAGGCGCAUGUCGUGCGCCGAGUUCAUUGAUAACCUGGCUGAUCUUAACGACGGCGAAAACUUCCCUAGAGAAACAUUAAAACACUUGUACCACGCUAUACGGAACCAACCGCUCCAAUGGGCGCUGGACUCUGAAGCAACAAACGAGAUUCGGACCGCCCCCGCCGUUGGCAACAAUCCGUUCCUCGACUUGCCGGACCAGAGCCGCGCGGUCGAGUACAAGAAGGGUUAUGUCAUGAGGAAAUGCUGUUACGACGCUAACGGAAAGAAAACUCCAUUCGGCAGACGUGGUUGGAAGAUGUUCUACUGUACGCUGCGUGAUCUAGUCCUUUAUCUGCACAAAGACGAACACGGCUUCCGACGGAGUCAGAUGUCAGAUAACCUGCACAACGCUAUAAGAAUACAUCACGCCCUGGCGACUAAAGCCACAGAUUAUACAAAAAAACAACACGUGUUUAGAUUGCAAACUGCUGACCAGGCCGAAUACUUGUUCCAGACGAGUGAUUCAAAGGAGUUGUGCUCAUGGGUGGAGACGAUCAACUUUGUAUGCGCGUCGUACUCAGCCGCGCCUCUGGCUGGCGCUGUCGGCUCGCAAAGGAAAUUCCAAAGACCACUGCUGCCUUGUACUCACACCAAACUUUCCAUGCGAGAACAGCUAGCGGAGCACGAGGAGCGCGCUGCCCGUUUAGAGGAGGAAUUGGCAGCGUUGAGACUAGCCAGAGAUCCACACAGCAGGGACAAAGAUCAUUACCUCGUGCACGAGAUAAAGAGGUAUCGAACAUACGCGUAUGUGAUGCGUACUCGUGGUGGCGGCAUCGGCGCUGAGGAGAACGCGCCCGCGCUGCCCGAGCGUCCUCACAACCCUCACCACGCGCCGCCCUGACGCGCCAUGGGCCUGUUCGCGGCCUGCGUACUAUGAUGCUACCCGCGCGCACCACGCUAGUACGACAGUCUGCCCAGUACAAAAGUUAUUAUGAUAAAUAACAUGGUACACGGGACGAGAUGUCGAUUGAAAACGUGUCAUGAACAACUAACGUGGUACGCGGGUGCGUGAUAUUCAUGCAUGAAUAAACUAUGUUGAUUAGAUCGUGUGUGAUAAGUGUGGACUACAUAUGAUUCUAUCUGCCUUAUACAAGUUACUCACACUUGGCUUUACUUGCUAAAAGUGCAUCAUACGUGUUAUAAAUGAAAGUAAAACCAAAGUGAUGGCAUCCCCACCUAAUCUUCAAGUGAUUGGAUAGCGAAUGUUUCAGUUUGACAUCACACUAUCGUCUUUUUUAUUCUAAAGUAAUCUCAAAUAAAACUAAGUCAACUAUCUGAACGAGACUCCCUGUACCUAUUAUUACACAUAUUAUUUGGUAACCAUUGGUACUCGGUAGUGGGUUAAAAUUAUAGGUUAAAGUAUAACAAUCAGUGUAAAUAAUUUGACACAAAGUGAUUUUAAAAAAUUUUAAAACUAUUGUAUAGCUAGUCUAUUUGUCUUCAGUGGAUGACGCUUGGUACAGUUGUGAACACAAACUCAUUGUAUUCUAUUAAAAAUGCCUAAUGAUUCUGAUUAAAUUGAUACAAAUUAUAUAAUACAUUUACUAGCUGCGUUUUCAGUUUUUGUAUGUCAAUUGCUGUGACAAUAUGAUUUACGCUCAACUCAUUCAGUUAUUGCACCACUGUAGAUGUAAGCUCUUAUUAAUCUGAAUAGCGAUAGUUAAGUCAAAAGUAAAAAAGUAUUGGAAGAUUUUAAGGUUUGUUAACAAAAUAUAACUGUCUAAUACUUUGAUGGAGAUGUAAUGAUAGUGAUCACAUAACUAUGUAUAUGUAUAUCUUAAUCUCCCAUUGGCUUAUUUACUUAUGAAUUUGAUGCCGCAAUUGUCUAUCUGUUGACCAUAAGACUGACUGAUACUCACCAAACAUUCCAUUCCCCUAAAUGCUUCUAGCAUCAUAUCGAUUACUUUUAUUGUCGAAGGAGGUUAAUGAAAAGUAAGUCAAUUCGGAUUUGAGUAAAUAGAAUGGAAUUGGUGGUUGUUGUAACAAAAAUAUGAUUAUUAUAGAACUGUUUGAACUCACAAUGGAUUUUAAUGUUGCUCAUAGCCUAAGUUUGUCAUUUACUUUUGUAAACAAUACAAUAAUGCUUGUACGGGUCACAUUAGGCAAAAAAAUAAUGUAAUCUAAAGUUAUAACUUACUGUUAAAGUAUAUUCAUAUUCUUAAAUUAUUUAAUUUGGUCCAAAUUAUAAUUCUUUGAUUGAAAAUUGAUAUGAUGUUACUUUGAGAACUGUUAAUUUGCGUGGACAUAAUCAUAAAAUACACUAAAUUUGUUCUUUCUGUGACAAAUAACUUAAAAGCUAUUUGGUACUAUAUAGUGUUGAAAAAUCUGGUAGCAACGUAAUAUCCGUCAGUAGUUUCAGAUAAAAUUCACAGAUCUAGUCUUGUCUUCCUUAAAUAUGUAGUUUUAAAACUAAUAUCCCAUGUUUUGAAACUUUGCUAAGAAAAUUACAAAAAUUACUUCACCAUUAACUAAACAAAAUACAAGUAUGUAAUGUAUUUGUCUAAAUCAAAAAAUUAAAAAAAAUUAUGAAUGGGUAAGCUAAGAGUAAUUCGCCCCAUCAUAUUGAUAUUCUUAAUGUGAAUUUGUAAUGCUCUAGAAGUUAAUCCUAAGUAAACAUUAGUAUUAAACUAUCAGAUAAAUUUAUUUAUUAUGUGAAUGACCCGAUUGAGAAAAGUUCAGUGCGAGUGAUUAAACCGAUAGUAUGUUAUGCUUUAAUUAUUAUCUUAAAUUUGAAACUUUAUAAAAAAAAGCUUCUCUACAGUUUGUGAAAAUUGUUAAUCAUUCCAUGUAAAAUCAGUAAUAUGUAUAGAUGCAAACAGAGUUGUAUUAAAAAUAUUUAUUUUGUCAAUCAUGCUCGAAUGCUUUAUAGGUUCGUUAUUUCUUACUUUGGCAGAAUUUAUAACAUUAUAUGUAGAUUCUAAAGUAUUGAGACUGAUAAAUGAAGUAAUUUAUUUCUAUGUAUCAACCAGUGUCAAAUGUUGGGCUCUAAAGACUUAAGCAUCAGCUCUCGAUGCGCCGAGUGAUUGUAUCGUUAUAUAAGUAUUAAAAACUUUUAAAUACACUGCUAGCAUAAAAUAUAACAAAUUAUUAAUAUAUAUAUAUAUAUAUAUAUAUAAUAUAUAUGUAAAAUUUUUGAGCAGUGCACCACUUACUUUUGUAUAUUUUCAUUUUAUUUGAUACAUAUUAUAUACUUUGUGUUAAAUCCGUAAAGGUGAUUUUAAUUUUCGCAAGAUUCUGUUGCAUUUACAUAUUAAAUAUUCCAAAGUGUUAUUGUAACCGAAUUUUUUUUACACAGUUGGUCUAUAAUCAAAAAUCAUUUAUAUAACUCUGUGAAAUACUAAAAAAUUAAUAUGAUUCACUCAAUGUUCUGAAGUACAGGUGUGAUUAAAAUUUACAAGUUAAUUAAAGUGUUACACUUUUUACUAUACAUAAUGUUAACUUUCUAUACCGAGAAAUCUACAUGUACUUGGAUCAUAUCAACAUUGCCUUCAAUGCAAUCAAGAAUCUUGAGCAAAAUGGACAAUACAAAGUAAUGUAUUGAUAAAAGUCAAUCUUAUAAACGAAUCAAAAUAGUUAUUUGUUAAAUAUUUUGUCAUGUAAUCAUGUAAAUAGUUUUUUUUUAGUUUUUAUUUACAAGUUACUUUUAUUUUUUUUUAUUAUUUACUGAAAUGUAUAGUUGGAUUAGUUUUAUUUUGUUUUAAAUAAAAUGUUUGCCUUGAGCUUGAUGAAA